CUAUUUUUUUUAAACUGUUGAUUGCUACCACCAUGGCGGACAUCGGCUUGAAAUUGCAGAAUGCAGUUGAACAAAUGAUGGAGAGGAUUGACAGGGAUGUCACGAGGAAAAUGCAGGGUGACGCAUUUAGAUGUAGUGCAAAAUGUUGUGAUGAUACAUCUACUAGCGUGGCUGAGGCACAAAGAUGCUUGAGCACAUGCCAUGCUCCACUGGAUAAAAUGCAGCAACAAAUUGAAUAUGAAAUAAAUGACUUCCAGGGACGCAUAGGAAGGUGUACCCAACAAUGUACUGAUAAUGCCCGUGACAAAUUGAAACCGGGACAGUCACCAACCCCAGAAGUGCAGAAAGAGUUUGAAACUUGUGCAAAAGCAUGUGUAGAUACUUAUGUGAACAAGAUCCCUGAUUUGGAAAAACGUAUAAAGACAGUUUUGGGUAAUAAAUAUUAAGAGAAUUUUGAAAUAAAUGCAAAUGACUUUUGUAUUGUUUUGUAAUAAAAUGUUCUCUGGA
This is a messenger RNA of Mya arenaria, 507 nucleotides long. RefSeq names its product protein FAM136A-like. The coding region runs from base 33 to 446 and encodes 137 amino acids. Lineage: Eukaryota; Metazoa; Mollusca; Bivalvia; Myida; Myidae. The transcript has 3 exons. The record is from RefSeq and is a predicted model, not a curated record. Gene Ontology annotation, cellular component: cytoplasm.